GUCCUAGGCCGCCCAAUGGAAGACGUAAAGGCCACAUAUUCAAUCGGCAAAGAGCUCGGCAGAGGCCAAUUCGGUGUGACUCACCUCUGCACAAACAAAUCCACAGGCGAGCAAUUUGCGUGCAAAACCAUCGCCAAGCGUAAAAUGCAGACCAAAGAGGAUAUCGAAGAUGUUCGCAGAGAAGUACAGAUUAUGUACCAUUUGACAGGACAACCGAACAUAGUUGAUUUGAAAGGAGCAUACGAGGAUAAGCAUUCUGUGCAUCUGGUGAUGGAGCUUUGCGCGGGUGGGGAGUUGUUCGAUAGGAUUAUCGCAAAGGGGCAUUAUACUGAGCGAGCUGCAGCAUCACUGAUGAGGACUAUCGUUCAGAUAGUGCACACUUGUCAUUCAAUGGGGGUUGUGCAUAGAGAUCUUAAGCCGGAGAAUUUCUUGUUGCUGAAUAAGGAUGAGAGCUCGCCGUUGAAGGCCACUGAUUUUGGGAUGUCUAUGUUCUUUAAAGAAGGUGAAAUUUUCAGGGAUAUUGUUGGCAGUGCAUAUUACAUUGCACCCGAAGUUCUAAAGCGAAAAUAUGGACCAGAAGUCGAUAUAUGGAGUAUCGGUGUCAUGUUAUACAUUCUUCUAUCAGGAGCUCCUCCAUUCUGGGCUGAAUCGGAACAUGGAAUUUUCAACGCUAUUCUUCGAGGUCAUGUUGAUUUUAGUGCUGAUCCAUGGCCGAGUAUCUCAUCUGGAGCAAAGGAUCUUGUUAAAAAGAUGUUAACUUCAGACCCCAAACAAAGAUUGACAGCAUUCCAAGUUCUAAACCAUCCAUGGAUCAAAGAAGAUGGAGAAGCACCAGAUACACCUCUUGAUAAUGCUGUACUCGGCAGACUGAAGCAGUUCAGGGCGAUGAACAAAUUCAAGAAAGCUGCAUUAAGAGUAAUAGCUGGAUGUUUAUCAGAAGAAGAAAUAAGAGGACUAAAAGAGAUGUUCAAGGGCAUGGACACCGAUAACAGUGGAACUAUAACACUCGAAGAACUAAAACAAGGUCUCACAAAGCAAGGAACAAAACUGUCAGAAAUGGAAGUUAAACAACUAAUGGAAGCUGCCGACGCAGAUGGAAAUGGAACGAUAGACUACGAAGAGUUCAUCACCGCGACGAUGCACAUGAAUAGAAUGGAUAGAGAAGAACAUUUGUAUACAGCGUUUCAGUAUUUCGACAAGGAUAAUAGUGGUUUUAUCACGAUUGAAGAGCUCGAGCAGGCGCUUAAGGAGAAGGGCUUGUAUGAUGGAGGGAACAUUAAGGAUAUCAUCUCAGACGCUGAUUCUGAUAAUGAUGGAAGGAUAAAUUACAGCGAGUUUGUGGAGAUGAUGAAGAAAGGGAAUCCAGAACCAAAUCCAAAGAAGAGGAGGGAUGUGUUUGUAUGAUGAGCAAAAAGGUAGCGAUCGAGUCAUGGUGUAAAAUUAUGAGACUCAUUGUAAUGUUGAGUGUAAUAUAAUUUUGAGUUUUAGUAAGGGUUGUUGUGCAUAGCAA
This is a messenger RNA of Asparagus officinalis (garden asparagus), 1510 nucleotides long. RefSeq names its product calcium-dependent protein kinase 14. Gene Ontology annotation, cellular component: cytoplasm; nucleus. Gene Ontology annotation, molecular function: ATP binding; calmodulin binding; calcium/calmodulin-dependent protein kinase activity. Gene Ontology annotation, biological process: peptidyl-serine phosphorylation; protein autophosphorylation; intracellular signal transduction. The coding region runs from base 16 to 1404 and encodes 462 amino acids. The record is from RefSeq and is a predicted model, not a curated record. The transcript has 8 exons. Lineage: Eukaryota; Viridiplantae; Streptophyta; Magnoliopsida; Asparagales; Asparagaceae.